GUGAAGUAGAAGAGGUAGCCGGGAACCGGCACUCCGCAGUCAUGGAGAGGUGCAUCCCAGUCCUCCACUUCGAGGGAGUCACGCGCGACGAGUUCCUGCAGCGCAUCUAUCCACAGAGAAAGCCAGUGGUGCUGAAAGGAAUUGAUCUUGGGACCUGUACUACCAAAUGGACAGCAGAUUAUCUCAGCCAAGUUGGAGGAAGUAAAGAAGUGAAAAUUCAUGUUUCUGCAGUUCCACAGAUGGAUUUCAUCAGUAAGAACUUUGUAUAUAGAACUUUGCCUUUUGACAAGUUUAUACAGAGGGCAGCAGAAAACAAACACAGCACAUACUUUAUUUCAGAGGAUGAGAAGUACUACUUGAGAUCACUUGGUGAAGAUCCUAGAAAGGAUAUUGCAGACAUCAGAAAACAGUUUCCAUUAUUAGAAGGAGACAUCAAUAUUCCAGACUUCUUUGAAAAGGAACAAUUCUUUUCUAGUGUCUUUCGUAUUAGUUCACCAGGAUUACAGCUUUGGACUCACUAUGAUGUUAUGGAUAAUUUCUUAAUCCAAGUGACAGGAAAAAAACGUGUUGUGUUGUUCAGUCCUCGAGAUGCUCAGUAUUUGUAUUUAUCAGGUACUAAAUCAGAGGUGCUGAAUCUGGAUAACCCAGAUCUGAAUAAAUAUCCACUAUUUGUCAAAGCCAGGAGGUUUGAAUGUGUCCUUGAAGCAGGAGAUGUACUGUUUAUUCCUGCUUUAUGGUUCCAUAAUGUGAUUUCAGAAGAGUUUGGAGUAGGAGUGAAUGUUUUUUGGAAGCACCUUUCUUCUGAGUGCUAUGAUAAGACAGACACCUAUGGAAACAAAGAUCCUACUGCAGCCUCAAGAGCUAUACAGAUUUUGGACAGAGCCUUAAAAACACUUGAUGAACUACCUGAGGAGUAUAGGGAUUUCUAUGCACGGCGGAUGGUUUUACGAAUUCAAAACAAAGCUUUUAGCUCUAACUAUGAAUAAGUAGUGCAUUAAAAGAAACUACUUAUAAAAUUCACAUAUAUCAUACAGAAAUAUUAAAAAAAUUAAUUUUAAAAAA
Messenger RNA from Gracilinanus agilis (Agile Gracile Mouse Opossum), 1062 nucleotides. It is a transcript of the gene TYW5, whose product is annotated as tRNA-yW synthesizing protein 5. Gene Ontology annotation, biological process: wybutosine biosynthetic process. Gene Ontology annotation, molecular function: 2-oxoglutarate-dependent dioxygenase activity; tRNA binding. NCBI's taxonomy places the organism in Eukaryota, Metazoa, Chordata, Mammalia, Didelphimorphia, Didelphidae. The record is from RefSeq and is a predicted model, not a curated record. The transcript has 8 exons. Bases 42 to 986 code for a protein of 314 amino acids.